Balearica regulorum gibbericeps (East African grey crowned-crane) is the source of this 1549-nucleotide messenger RNA. The record is from RefSeq and is a predicted model, not a curated record. NCBI's taxonomy places the organism in Eukaryota, Metazoa, Chordata, Aves, Gruiformes, Gruidae.
GGCAGAAUGGAGGCAUCUUGCCUGGAACUGGCCCUGGAAGGAGAACGCUUGUGCAAGGCUGGGGACUUCAAAGCUGGGGCAGCCUUCUUCGAAGCAGCUGUGCGAGUGGGGACAGAGGACCUGAAAACUCUCAGUGCCAUCUACAGUCAGCUGGGCAAUGCCUAUUUCUACCUAAAGGAGUACUCCAAGGCCCUGGAGUACCAUAAACAUGACCUUACCCUGGCCAGAACCAUUGGGGACCGCAUUGGAGAAGCCAAGGCAAGUGGCAACCUUGGGAAUACACUGAAAAUACUUGGGCAGUUUGAUGAAGCUGUUGUUUGUUGCCAGAGACACUUGGACAUUUCUCAGGAGCAGGGAGACAAGGUAGGUGAAGCCAGAGCACUCUAUAAUAUAGGCAAUGUUUACCAUGCAAAGGGAAAGCACUUAUCUUGGAACACGGCCCAAGACCCAGGCUACCUGCCUCAAGAAGUCAAGGAGACGCUACAGAAAGCUUCAGAAUAUUAUGAGAGGAACCUGUCCCUGGUGAAGGAGCUGGGGGACAGAGCUGCGCAGGGCCGUGCUUAUGGCAACCUUGGCAACACUCAGUACUUACUUGGCAGCUUCAGUGAAGCGAUAGCCUUCCACAAGGAGCGCCUUGCUAUUGCUAAGGAGUUUGGGGACAAGGCAGCCGAGCGGAGAGCGUACAGCAACCUGGGCAAUGCGCACAUCUUCCUCGGGAGGUUCGACAUCUCUGCUGAGUACUACAAGAAAACACUCCAGCUCUCCAGACAACUCAAAGACCAAGCAGUAGAAGCCCAGGCUUGCUACAGUCUUGGAAACACAUACACACUGCUUCAAGACUAUGAAAGAGCAAUUGAGUAUCAUCUAAAGCACCUGGUGAUAGCACAGGAGCUGGGAGACAGGGUGGGAGAAGGAAGAGCCUGCUGGAGUCUCGGAAAUGCCUAUGUCUCUCUGGGGAACCAUGAACAAGCCUUGCACUUUGCAAGGAAACAUCUUGAAAUCUCCCAAGAGAUCGGGGACCGGAACGGUGAGCUGACAGCGCAGGUGAACAUGGCCCAGCUCAAGUCAGCCCUCGGCUUGGGCCCCGGGGAGGAGGAUGUGGGCAUGGCUCACCACUAUUCUGGCUAUGAAGCACAAGGAGCCAGGCCAAAGAGACUCCAGAGGAACAGCAUGGACAGCUUAGACCUCCUGAAGUUCCCUUCUGAAAAGGACCAGAAUGGGGACAGCCAUCACGUGGGAGACCUGAAGAUCUCUGGAAAAGAGUUCUUGUCAUUACCUGCAAGGUCAAAGAAAUACCAGGAGCACCAAUCCAGUUCAGAGACAAAGUCCCAGGGGUCACGUACAUCGCCACUGGAUACCAGUGAAGUCCGAGUCCAGAUGUCACAGUCGAAAAUCAACCGGACCCCUUCGGACGAGGAAUGCUUCUUUGACCUGCUGAGCAAGUUCCAGAGCAACCGGAUGGAUGAUCAGCGCUGCCCGUUGGAAGAAUGCCCAUCAGAGGCUGCAGAGGCAGCUGCCACCCCGGUCCCUGCCCUGGAAGAACGGAUAU